Messenger RNA from Coffea arabica (coffee), 1749 nucleotides. The record is from RefSeq and is a predicted model, not a curated record. NCBI's taxonomy places the organism in Eukaryota, Viridiplantae, Streptophyta, Magnoliopsida, Gentianales, Rubiaceae.
GUGGUUUGAACGCCUAUCAAAAUUUCAUCCAAUUAAAUACUAUAGUGGUGAGGUCUACAUCCCAAACUAAUAAAACUUUCCUUUUUAAAAAGUUCACAUGUGUGGCAUAAAAUAUCACAACAUUUGAUUAUAUCACAAGUAGCAUAUUUUGGUUAGCUAAUUAUCAGUAUUGCCAAGUCCACAUGGAGGGAGCAAACUCUUCUCCUGUUCAAAUCCUGCCCCCAACCAAUGGAAAUCUAAUAACUAUUCUUAGCAUUGAUGGAGGUGGCAUCAGAGGCAUCAUUCCUGCUGCUAUUCUUGAUUUCCUUGAAUCCCAACUUCAGGAGCUGGAUGGUGAAGAUGCAAGAAUUGCUGAUUAUUUUGAUGUUAUUGCGGGAACCAGUACUGGAGGCCUCAUAACAGCUAUGUUAACUGCACCAAAUGAAAAGAAUCGUCCUCUUUAUGCUGCAAAAGAAAUCAAGCCAUUUUAUUUGGGGAAUGGCCCCAAAAUAUUCCCACAAAAGAGUGGCAUACUGGGGUUGAUCAAACCCGUGCAGAAUUUUAUCCCAGGUCCCUUGUAUGAUGGGAAAUACCUUCACAAAAUUCUCAAGGAAAAGUUAGGGCAAACUCGGUUACGCCAAACGUUGACCAAUGUUGUUAUUCCAACAUUUGAUGUCAAGUAUUUACAGCCAACCAUAUUUUCCACAUAUGAGAUGCGUUAUUUCACAAAUGUAGAAGCUGAAGGCUUGCAACUGAAAUACUGUGGAUCAAAUUGGCAUGAGUACCAAAAUGUGAAAGCUUCCCCAUUGCUGGAUGCUCUGUUAUCUGACAUAUGCAUUGGCACAUCUGCAGCUCCAACCUAUUUUCCUGUUCAUUACUUCACAAAUCAGGAUGACAAAGGAAAUGUCUGGGAUUUCAACCUCACUGAUGGUGGUGUAGCUGCAAAUAAUCCGACCAUACUGGCCAUGAGCCAGGUAACCAAACAAAUGAUUAAAAAUGAUCCAGAUUUCUCCCAAAUGAAGCCAACGGAUUAUGCUCGCUUUCUAGUGAUCUCAAUUGGCACAGGAUCAGCAAAGAUAGAAAAGAAAUUCAGUGCUGAAAUGGUGAACAAAUGGAACCCUUUGGGUUGGGUGCUUAACGGGACUGUGCCACCAUUAGUAGAGAUGUUUGCCCAAGCAAGUGGAGAUAUGGUGGAUUAUCAAAUAUCUGUGAUUUUCCAAGCUCUUCAUUCUGAAGCCAACUAUCUUCGUAUUCAAGAUGACACAUUAACGGGACAAAGCGCCUCAGUUGAUGUGGCGACAAAAGAAAACAUGGAAAAGCUUGGGGAAAUUGGUUCAAAUUUGCUAAAAAAACCAGUUUCAAGAGUGAAUUUGCUCACAGGAGCAGUUGAGCAAGUGGAGAAUGGUGGUACUAACGAGGAGGCUUUGAAAAGGUUCGCAAAAUUGCUCUCGGAUGAAAGGAGACUCCGAAGGUCAAAAUCUCAAACCACAAAUUAAUACAGGGGCAAACUCGUAAUUGUCAAUUUUCUUUUUCUUACCUUCCUUCCUUGCACUCUUUUCGCCCCACCCGUUCUGAUAUCGAAGAGAACUUUAAAAACCUUCCUUAGCCACCGAACCAACUUCAAUGGUCUUGUAGCCACCAAUUUGUUACUUCUUUCUUGUACUUAAUUAUCUGAGCAUAAGCUGUGCAUUUUAUCCAGCAUAUGGUGGACGUUGUUAUUUCUUGAAACUUUAUACAAAAUAGAAUUGGUCGACCUUACAUUCCUAAUGA